AUGCUUAGCCGUGCAGUCCUGCCUCUGACGAGGCCCAAUGUCCUUGCCUCCACAGUUCGUGUCUCGACUCUUCCCCUCUCCCACGCCCGAUGGUACGCAAAGGUCGGCAAGCCCAAGGCUCCUUAUAAGCUUCCCGAUUCCGUGAAGCCGCCUAAACCGGAGUCGACCUCAGCUUCCCAGCAACAAGAGCCUGCGCCAGAACAGCCCGAGUUCGACACCCCUGCCGAUGCGCAGAAGAAUUCCUCUCAGAAGACGUCUGAGCCUUCCACAACCCCCGAACAGGAUGCGGCGCCGCAGAAACCCCUCCCCGAUCUCACCCAGGGUAUCCCCUCAACCCUCGCGGCGGAAUUGGAGGCACGUCAGAAAAAGCGUGGACCGACUCCCCUGAACCUCACCGAAGAUCCCUCCCGUGCCGAGGAGGAAUAUACCGACGACGGCUCCGGCGGCGAGAUCCCCAGAGACCGUUACGAAUCCUCCCUCGACCGCCGACGGGCCCGUAUGGCCAACCUGAUGUAUGUGCUUUUCCUACUCGCCGGCGCCGGUGGAGUUGCAUACCUCGGCCGCAACUGGGAGACGGCGGAGGAAGAGGCGGCGCACCCGGAGACCCCAUCCGGAUGGGGACUCGGCCUCUGGUACAACCGGGUGAAGGCGCGGUUCAGCGAUCUUACCAGCUACUAUAAGGAUCCCGCCUUCCCGAAGUUGCUUCCCGACGAGGACCCCAACAUGCGCCAGCCCUACACGCUGGUCCUGAGUCUGGAGGAUCUUUUGGUGCACAGCGAGUGGAGCCGUGAACACGGCUGGCGUGUUGCCAAGCGGCCUGGUGUCGACUAUUUCCUUCGUUACCUUAACCAGUACUACGAGCUGGUCCUCUUCACCAGCGUGCCCAGCAUGAUGGCCGACCAGGUCCUCCGGAAACUCGACCCCUACCGUAUCAUCCGCUGGCCCCUGUUCAGAGAGGCUACCCGGUACAAGGACGGUGAAUACAUCAAGGAUCUCUCUUACCUGAACCGCGACCUGUCCAAGGUGAUCUUGAUCGACACCAAGGAAGAGCAUGCCCGUCUGCAGCCCGAGAACGCAAUUAUUCUGGACAAGUGGCUCGGUGACCCCAAGGACAAGACUCUGGUUGCGCUGAUCCCCUUCCUGGAGUACAUGGCCGGUAUGGGCGUGGAUGAUGUGCGGACCGUCCUGAAGUCGUUCGAGGGCACUAACAUCCCCGUCGAGUUCGCCAAGCGUGAGAAGGCCAUGCGCGAGCGGUUCGAAAAGGAACUGGCCGAGGAGCAGAAGAAGCGGCCCAAGGUGGGAAUGGGCAGCUUGGCUUCUGCUCUUGGACUGAAGUCCACGCGCACCCUCGACGGCGAGCAGUCUCCUUCGGAAGGUCUUGCCCAGGGUAAGAUGCUCUGGGACCAGAUCCGGGAGCGUGGCCAGAAGAACUAUGAGAUGAUUGAGAAGGAAAUCCGCGAGAACGGAGAGAAGUGGCUGGCAGAGAUGGCCGCCGAAGAGGAGAAGGCCCGCCAGGAGCAGAUGGCGCAGAUGAAGGGUUCUUUCACCAGCAUGUUCGGUGCUGGCAAGAACUAA
Aspergillus terreus NIH2624 is the source of this 1575-nucleotide messenger RNA. RefSeq names its product protein translocase subunit TIM50. The transcript has 3 exons. The record is from RefSeq and is a predicted model, not a curated record. Bases 1 to 1575 code for a protein of 524 amino acids. Gene Ontology annotation, molecular function: phosphoprotein phosphatase activity. Lineage: Eukaryota; Fungi; Ascomycota; Eurotiomycetes; Eurotiales; Aspergillaceae.